GGGAUCCACCUCAGGCCUCUGCUUGGCUUGGCCAAUGUUUUCUCUACUUGCUAAUAAUGAUCUUUGAGAAGACAGCAGUCGGUCUUGUCUUACUUAUUCCUGGUUGGACCAAGUUUCAGGAAAUUCUUCUGGAUUACAUUCCUUCUCCUCAGCUGGAGCUGGUCUUGGUGAUGCUGGUGGUUCCUUUUAUAGUCAAUGCUGUCAUGUUCUGGGUUGUCGACAGCUUGACGAUGAAGAAACACAAGAAGAAGGAAAAGCUGGAAGUCAGUGUGGCGGAAUAUCCUGAAGCCCUGAAAGAUGACGAUAUCCAGGUACUUCUUUGCCCCACUUUGGAUUUUGACAGUUCCAGAAGUGACGUAGAUCUCUUAGCGUCUUCUCCUCAAAGCCGGAGCCCCAGCUUAAAACUCUGA
Messenger RNA from Protobothrops mucrosquamatus (brown spotted pit viper), 410 nucleotides. RefSeq names its product store-operated calcium entry regulator STIMATE-like. NCBI's taxonomy places the organism in Eukaryota, Metazoa, Chordata, Lepidosauria, Squamata, Viperidae. The annotation marks the transcript as partial. The record is from RefSeq and is a predicted model, not a curated record. The transcript has 4 exons. Gene Ontology annotation, cellular component: membrane.